CGCCGCUCUCACCGCAGCAGCGUGUUGCAGUGGCACCAUCAACAGCUUCAUCGCAACAGUCGCCGCUCUCACCGCAGCAGCGGCUCCAGCUUUCCCCGCAGCACUUGGGAUGGCAAGACGCAUGGCAGAGAGCCACACAAGAGAAGAACGCCGGCCAGCAGGACCCUAUAAAGGCCAUGCUAGUGACCAUCGUGAACGCUACCAGUCGAGAUCAGAUACAGCCAUGCUUAUUUCGCGGAGACUUGUUUGAAGGUUUCCGCAACCGUGCCGAGUGUAUCCAGACCAUCAAAGCUAGACUGGACAGGGCUUUGAACGCAACUUGGUACCAUGGCGAGUGUACUCUGGAUGCCGAGUUCGACCUGCUGAAGAUUGGGCCAGUUGUGUGGAUGCAGGCAGUGAAGCAAAUCGGGCUGAAGGAGAAGAUAUGGCCAGAGGCCUUGCAUUUGUGCUUGGAAGCGCAGCUGAGCUUCCUGGAGCAUCGGAAGACAAGAUGGCUACAUAGGCCUGAUUCCAAACACAUCGGAGUCAACCCACAGACAAGUGUGAUGAUCGGGCUCAGUCCGAGUGCUCGCAAGAGUCAUCUCAUCCAGAGGACCAACAAGUGGUUGACAAAGGCUGCCCCAGCUGACGAGCGCAAUGAGGUUGCUGCAAUCAGAUCCAAGGAGUGCUUCGCCCAAGAAUAUACGCCGAAGGGCUUCAGAACAUGCCUGCUGAACUUUCACAGGGUGGCCCUGUACAGCGAUGAGUGUGUCAAUAUCAUCAAGACGUCCCACGCCGAUCCGCAGGCAUUGCGCCACUAUGCCGACCGGGCCAAGUUGAACACAUACUUGCUGGCUGAGGCUGACGAUAUGACAAAGCCCCAGGUGCGAUCCACAUCGGCGACGAUGACCAGAUGUAUGUGGUUUCCAUGAAGAUCACCGGACAAGCGGAGGUGGUCGAGGAGGCGCUGGCUCCUAUGGCGCAUGCCUUUCAGAAGCGUUGUUCGAUGGCAUGGCCUCCAGAGAACACUGCAAAAGAUGAGACUAUCACCAUCGAUGCUGCAGAUGACUUGGUGACAGCAAUGCACCAGUACAUGUUCACCGUGAUGAUGGACGACGCCCAGCCACAGAGGCCCCACUUGGAUGGGUACAGCCUUGACCUCUACCAAGCAGUUGCCGAAGCUGUGGAUCAGUGGGUGGAAGCGAGCCCCAAGCACGAGCACUUCACAAAGUUCCACAGACAGAAAGUGGAGUUCUUCCACACGGAUACCUUGCGGGGUGCUUGGCUGAACAUGAGGAAGUGCCAGUUUCUGUCCGCGGAGGGACCGUGCCCUGAGGAGACAAGGAGGCAGAGUCCGAAUCUUCAUGAGUACCUCAUGGCUGUUCAUGCAUGGCUUCGGCAAAUUGAUUUGCACUUCGCCUACUACUACUACUACUACUACUGGCGGACGGUCAUGAGACCAGCAAUGGCAGAAUCCAAAGCAGGCAGGGCAAGCUCAGACUUGCUCGGUAGCACCGGGAUCAGCGCCCCACCACCACCGCUGGAGCCUAGGGACAUGCUGAAGCAUGAAAUGCUCACCAAUGAGGCCUUUGCCAAGCCAUUCGACCAAAAGGCAGUCCGCCUUUGCAUCCGGAAUAGAACUGCAAUGGAGCCCUGCAAGAAGACCGACGUCAUCAUUGCAGUGGCGCAAGAGCUGGUGGACGUCGGUCUGCUCGAGCUUGUCAUCGAGUCAGCAGGCAUACAGGACGACAACGCUCGUAGAAAGAAGAAAGGGCGAGCAGUGAAAACGUGGCAGCGCCGGAGCCUGGCUGAUGUGACUUCUUGCGCAGAUGCCGAUCAGGAGCGGAAGCGACUCCGCGUCUCCAAAGAUUGCUUUUCGUAGCAGUUUGGUGGCGCUUGAUGGUGGAC
Messenger RNA from Durusdinium trenchii, 1887 nucleotides. NCBI's taxonomy places the organism in Eukaryota, Dinophyceae, Suessiales, Symbiodiniaceae. The record is from the annotation of a GenBank genome assembly.